This is a messenger RNA of Varanus komodoensis (Komodo dragon), 1635 nucleotides long. Its product is annotated as H-2 class II histocompatibility antigen, A-U alpha chain-like. NCBI's taxonomy places the organism in Eukaryota, Metazoa, Chordata, Lepidosauria, Squamata, Varanidae. Gene Ontology annotation, biological process: peptide antigen assembly with MHC class II protein complex; positive regulation of T cell activation; immunoglobulin production involved in immunoglobulin-mediated immune response. Gene Ontology annotation, cellular component: membrane; MHC class II protein complex. Bases 49 to 822 code for a protein of 257 amino acids. Gene Ontology annotation, molecular function: MHC class II protein complex binding. The record is from RefSeq and is a predicted model, not a curated record. The transcript has 5 exons.
CAGAAUCUCUCGUGGCCAGAGCUCGGUGUGUGCUUGGAGAGGGCGAAGAUGUCAGGAGCACCAAAAAGCCCAGCGACCUAUUUGGGCCUGGCACUGCUGAUCCUGCUGGGCGUUGAGCCUGGGCGAGGAGACGACAUCCUGUCGCAGGUGGCCUUCGUCCAGCGGACGCUGGAGUCCCCCAAGGGCCCGGCCGAGUUCAUGUUCGAGUUCAACGACGACGAGAUCUUCCACGUGGACCUGGACGCCAAGGAGACCAUCUGGCGGCUGCCCGACUUCAAGGAGUUCACCAGCUUCCAGGCCGAGGGCGCCCAGGGCAACAUCGCCGUGCUGCGCUCCAACCUGGACAUCCUCAUGCGGCGCUCCAACAACACGCCUGCGGAGAGCGUUCCUCCGAAGGUGACCGUGUACCCCGAGAAGCCGGCGGAGGUGGGGGAGCCCAACAUCCUGAUCUGCCUGGUGAGCGGCUUCUCCCCGCCAGAGGUGGGCGUCACCUGGCUGAGGAACGGGCAGGUGGUGACAGACCGGGUGGAGGAGACCGACUUCUACCCCAACAAGGACAACUCCUUCCGCAUGUUCUCCUACAUGACCUUCAUCCCGGGCAGGGGCGACGUGUACGUGUGCCGGGUCACCCACUCGGGCCUGGAGCAGCCCUUGGACAGGGAGUGGAAUCCCAACAUGCCGGAGCCCCUCCCGGAGACGACGGAGAACGUGGUGUGCGGCCUGGGCCUGGCGGUGGGCAUCGUGGGCAUCAUCGCGGGCACCGUCCUCCUCGUCAAGAGCCGGCAGCUGAACGGAAACCGCUUCCGCCAGGGGCCCUUGUAAAGGAGGCACGCGGCUCCCAGGAGAUCCCGUCCGGCUUCCGACGCACUUCCGGACCCCUUUGCCCUGUGCUGCUGCUCCUCCAGCAUUGCUUUGCUGCUGCUCCCCUGCUUGGACACUUUGGGGGGGCUCUUUGCUGGCACACCCUGAUUCCCCCCCCCCCGCAGCAGGACCUCACCCCCAACCCUGUGCACACCUGGCAAAGGGCCUUCGGGGAUCGGGCAGCUCCUCCAAUUCCAGACAGGGAGGGAGGGAGGGAAGGGGGGUGCGGGAGUCUGCCCCCAAGACACCCCCCAGGGAAGCGGGUGAGCCCCUUUGGAUCCCCCCGGCGGGCUUGCCCCAUGACGCUGCCCAUCCCUGCCCGCCUGCUUCCCAUCUCCUGGACCUAAGCGCGCCAGAGGAUCGUUCUGGCUUCCCUGGCGGGCCCUUCACUGCACCGCUCGGCAACGCGAGUAGACCCUCCUGCCACCAGCAGAUGGCCUCCCGAGGCAUCCUCUGGGGAAGCUACGCGGGACGCGUCCUUCUCCGGCACUUGAUCGCUCCAGGCCGCUCCAAAAACGGUGGCAGAAGAACGCAGAAGGGCUGCAGGUGGGAGACGUGCCACCGGGACGGCCACAACUUCGUGGGAGUGAGGCAGGGCGAUGCCCCCGCCCCCCCCCCCCCGAGGCGGCUUGGCAUGCGCUGGGGAGGGGGCGCCAGCCGUGGCUUUGCAGCAUAACCCUCUUUCCCAGGGGGCCUCAGCACUGCGCCCCCUCCUCUCACUUCCCUCUGUACUGACAUCUUUCUGAAGCCUGAAUAAACGAUAUGGCGUGCGUC